AGAUCGUGUACAACAGCCAGGUAGGUGUACAAGUAGCAUGGACAACACAAACAUUCCUGACGAUGGUGUCACUGGUGGGACGGGCAACACGGAGGAUGGCGGGAAGACACCAGAGGUGGUGAUGCGGCGGCCCAAGAAUGUCUUUGAGCCCGCGUACCGCGACAGCGACCGGGUGGAGAGCAAGAAAGACGGAAAGAAACCCGGGGAGAAAGAGAAGCGCGUCAAGUGGAGCGAAUCGACGGAGCUGAGGGAGAAGAUGAAAGUGUACCGGAGAAGCCAGUAAGUAUCUGGUGGGAAAGGUGUGUGAGGGGUGGGGGUGGCCUACGUCUGACCUAGAGGUCAGUAAGCACUUGAGGAAAGUUUGUGUGGAGGGUCUAUGUCUGAAUUAUAAGUCAGUAAGUCUCUGGUGGAAAAAAAAAUGUGUGGAGGGCUAUGUCUGACGUGGAAGUCAGCAAGUCGCUGGUGGAAAAAAAAGUGGAGGGAGUGAGUUAGUUUCUAUGUCUGAAUUAUAAGUCAUAAAGUCCUUGGUGAAAGAUGCGUGUGUGUGUGGGGGGGGGGGGGUUAUGUCUAACGUAGAUAUCAGCAAGUGCAUGGUGACUGGGUCUAUGUUGAGCCGUAUUCGAGGACAUGAGGCGCAAAGAGCACGAACUUAAGUUGCGUCCCUAUACAGCUUGAUAAACCCCCCUAUUUUUUUAAUAUAUACUUAGGAUUUACCACACAAUACAGAUUAGUGAGCAAACAUUUUAGCUUAUAGAAAAAAGUUAAACAGACUUUUAAGUAAACUCGAUUUUUUUAUCGAGAUUGACAAUUAAUUAUACGCUCAUGGGUCAUGACCCAUGCCUUUUCUUGACCUACUCCGCCAGGUUAGACCUAUGCCUAAUGUCUGUUGUCUCUGUUAAUACUGUUCUCGUUCAACGUCUGUUGUCUUUCAAAGUCUGUUGUCCUUCAAGGUCGAGAUGAUUGCUAGUUGCUUGAUUGAGUGGUCAGGAUAACAAUGAAUUUAAAGAUGCUAUUUUUUUUAUAAAUUUUGAAUACAAAUGAAGAUAAUGAAUGAGGUUAAAUAUUUUCACUUCGUACAUCCUGUUACAAGAUUUUAAUCAAUUGUCAUAAAAGUCCGUAUGUGUUGCAUGAAUACAUUUAUUUGGAACUCUUCAAAAAUGGAGACAAUUUUAUUUCGGUAAGACUCUGAUAAAAAAUUAAUGGUGUUGCAAUAAUUUUCAAUAAUAAAUUAAGCCUUUUCUAAAGUUAAUCAUGUAAGCCUAUUUAUCUGAAGAUAAUUUCUUUUUCAGUUACGGUUACACAUGACUUAUCGAACAUUCUUUAGAUUUACCUCCCCUUCCUCACGGAAACUCUUUUACGCGAAUACUAAUAGUAAAUAGGCCGUCUAAUUAAAAUUAGGAACUACAAUUUUUUCAAUAUAGGCUAUAUAUAGGCCUAUAUUUUUUAUCUAUAAAAUUAUGCAAUUCGGUAAAGGAGAUGAAUUUUAUAUUUUCUGUAAAUGACUAACCUGUUUUUGGCUUUUCAAGUUGAUCUAUUCAUAGAAAAUGAUCAGUUCAUGUUGUUGAGUGCAAUGUCAGGUAUGUCUGUCACUGUCUGUGUAGUGGUAGUCUGUAGGCUACACUGUAGGCCUAGAUCUACCAUGAGUAUGAGUCAGAGUCAGCACAUCAAUUAAAAAUGUUUAUAUUUUCUUGUCAUUAACAGAUAAGUGGUGUUGUGUAAGUGCAUUAAAAAAAAAAUCUUCAACACAGUAACAUUCCAAAAUAGUUAUUUAUUAUUUGGUUUUCUGGAUUAAAAUAUUUAUUUCCACAAAUGAUCUUAUAUCUUUACUUUAUUAACUCAAUUAACUGAUCAUGAAUAUAAUUCUAUUUUAAUCAUUUUCAGUUCAAUAAUGGGGGAAUAUUUUUUUUUUUUUUUUUUUUUAAAUUUAAAUUAUAAUUUUUCAGCACACACUUUUCAACUUUUUUAUAUUUUCAGUUCAAUAAUGGGGGAAUAUUUUUUUUUUUUUUUUUUUAAAGUUAAAUUAUAAUCUUUCAGCACACACGUUUCAACAUUUUUCUCCAUCUAGAAACAGAUUUCACCCAUCUAUUCUUAUUUGAAUGUGCUAAAAAUAAACAAUUAGGCCUAUACAUGAUAAUAAAUUGUUAGAAGGAUGAAAAGAUUGGCAUUUUUAAAUACAAUAGGGGUGGAGUUGGGGAGGGGUCUGCUCUGGGAAUGAAUUAAAAUUUGUGGAAAAUAUAUCUCAAACUGCCAAUUCUGUCUCAUUCAAUUAGUGAUAUUACUUUAUUGUACCAACGUAAUGAUAAAUACAAAUGUUUUGCAUUCAUCUUAUGAAAAUUAAAAAAAUUUUCUGACUUAAUUUCUGUAAACUGCUGUUAUAUGCAUUUUACUGGUACAUGGGUGUGAAAGAUUAGCUACAUCUAUAUUACCGGUAUAUAGGCGUGAAAGAUUAGUUACGGUAUAGCUAAGUAAUAUUAAAAAUGUUUUAAUGAUCUAAACAAAAAUAAAAAAUUGUUAUCGCACUACGGGUAUACAUAUUCAGCUUAUAAAUAAAAACGUAUCUUUUAUUCCCAUAAGGCUAGACAUUCCAUUAGAUUACCAUCAUAUUGCUGUAGAAGAGCAAAGAGAGAAAGAAGGGGUUAAGGUCUGGAGGAGCAGUCUUAGAGGUGAAGAUGAUGAUGAAGAAAUUGAGCUCAAAAGUAAGUAACAUUGUAAAUGCGAUCUGGUUUAUCCAGGGUAGCCUAAGUGAUGAAAAAGAGUCAUAGGAAAAUGGAAAAAUCUGGUUUUGUUAACUCUUCAAAUGAAUUUGAUACUUGAAUUUGAAUUAAUUUGAUACUUGCAUUUGAUACUUAAAUUCAUUUGAUAUUUUAAUUUGAUAAUGAAAUUCAUUUGCAAAGACAAAUAAGAAAUUGCAUGUUCCUGUAGUUAAUGAGGAGAAGGCAAGCUAUAAUAAUAUUUUUUCUAUAUUUGUCAUUGAUACAUCUUGAAAAUAUGUGUUAUUUUUUGUUAUAGUAAACUCAUAUGCUAUAUGUUUCAGUAUCACCCUUGGCAGCCACUGUCCCAGCAGCAGCCAGCUUUUGUACAGAUGAAGCAAUUUUUGUGGAAGAAAAUUCUGAAUCCACAGACUCAGAUGCUGGUGACCCACUUCUUGACUUAGGUGAUUUCUUGCAGCUGAGUUUCUGCAACUAAAACAACACUUUUUUUUAAAAUGUCUAUGUACCGUCUUUACGUAAGUAGGCAAAUAGGGACCAGAGGCUCUAUAACUGAUGAACCUGUCAACUCAAACUUUGCUUGGUUUAAGUGAUUAAAACAUCCAUGAAAUAUGUUGUGAUGGACUACACUUCACAAAACAAUGUUUACCAAAUGUGUAAACUGGAGAUCAAUGUUAUAAAUAAUUUAAUAGAGAGCUGUCGGAACAAAUGUGAAAAAGUUAAAUGUUUAUAAUUUGCUGCAGUAGAAGAGCUUUAUAGUGUCUGAUCACCACAAUUUAUUUACAAAGAGAAAGAAAAAAAUGUCCUCUGAAAAGGCACAGGGGACCUUUUUAAACUGAAGUUUAAAGCUGUCUAGCAAAUAUUCAUAGUAAAUUUCAAGCCUAUAAUCAUGCAGAGUGUAUUUGAAACUCUAAAAACAUAUUUGAUACCAGUAUACCAAAUUUUUCAUAGAUGUAUUGUGCUGUAGGAAUUAAAAGAAAAUUCUCCUUUUAUAGGACAUGAUUUGUCUAAUGUAGUUUCUAUCUACAGGUUUGUUAGAAAAUUCAUACAUUUGAAUUUAUAAUCACUUUUUAUGAACCUGGGAUCAAAUUCUACCACUGUUCAACUGUUGUACAUUUUGAAACAUAUUAUGAUUUAUUUUAAUCAUUAUUUGAACAUAUAUUUUGAUUUUCUUUUUACUGUUUUCAUAUUUCAACUUCUCUGAUAGAUUUAGACAAGAUGCUUCAUGUGAUCAAAAUUAAAACAACCAAGUACACAGUGUACCCUGCAUAUUGUGCAGCUGUUGUAGCGGUGAGCCACCUUAAACAACUUAUAAUUAAAUAAAUAAUUUUUAAAAUUGAUACCAGUAACUAAAAAGUCUUCUUUUAUAUUUAUUCAUUUAAUUAAUUUCAUAUGUGACAAAAACAGGAUUAUAAUAGAAAGAUCAAUCAAAGAAAUAUUUCCUUCGUUAUUAUUUAGUUCUUAACAUUUACCAAAUCACCUUACUGUUUGGAAAUGGAAUUAGGCUGUUUUUAUUAACAGGAAAAAACAUUCUUUUGAGUUUCUAAUAAGUUGUAAUAUCAAGUAUAUGUAUAAUAUAUCUAUUAAUUUGAUACAAUGUAUGGUUAAAUUUAAAAACUAUUUUCUUUUUAAGUACGAAGAAUGGUUAUCGAAAAAGGACAACACAAAUGAUCUCUCUGAUGAUCGGAUAGCCAAUAUGCGAUCACAGCUGGAGUUGUAUAAGAGAAUUGUCUGUCUGUACGAGCAGUGGAGUGAUCAGGAUGAUGAUGACACGGCUUGUUCGAGAUAUGAGGAGAUUUCAUCCUUGCUUCAAAAAGCCACUGAUCUUGGGGCAGCACCUCAGAAUGUUACAAAACUUAUAGUGAGUGAUGUCCCAUUAAAUCAUAGGCUAUCGUUCAGUGUUAGAAUAAUAUUUUAUCUAUAAAUCUUUCUUCAUAAAAGUUUGUAUUGAAAUAGAUAGGCCUACAGUACUUAUUAGAAUUUUUAAUUUAUUUGAAAAUAAAAAAAUUUCAUAAUGCUACAGAUUUUUUUAAAAACAAUUAAUAAUAACUGAUUGACUUUCAACUUCAAAAUUCUAAUAUUUAUGCUUAGAACUCAAAAAAAAUCACAUGAAUUCUUUUGCAGUUACAAAUUAAAAAUAGUAUUUUGUUUUCAUUUGAUCUGAUUCCCACAUUUUUCUCAGACUGAGGUCAUCAAUGAUGAAGAAAAUGCCCAAAAACAAGUUGAUGUCUAUAACAACAUGGUGCAAGAAAUGAUUUCCACACUAGACACAGCCAUUGAGGUGUGAAUGAUCGUAUAGUGUAAACAUGUUCAGUAGAAUGAUGUGGUGUGUUAGUUUUAUAACAUUUGUUGUAAUGAAUACCAAGGGCUGUUAUGGCUUUGUUUACUUCAUUAUCUAUUGACAUCACCCAAUCCCUUGCUAAAAAUGUGUUGUUAUUAAAUACAGGUAUAUCAAUUAUUGCUACCAGUGUCCAUGAUUUUCAUCUAAAAAAAACUUUACUCUUUCAUUAUAAUAAGCCUUUGUACAGGUAAACAGCAAAUCAAUGGAAAAAAAAGUGAUAAUAUAAAAUCUUAAGAUUUAAUUUUAAAUGAGUACAUUUAUUUAUUUUUUCAGAAAUAAAAGAAAAAUAAAGUACUUAAUAUAAUUAACUUAUUUGUUUAAUAUGUUUGUGUAAAAGGGGGUGGAGGUAAGAGUUAAAUAAAAACUUUGGUUCAAAAAGUUUACUAGUUUAAUAAAAAAUUGUUAAUUAAUUUUUCUCAUCGGGAAAGUUUAAGUCCAUCAUUGUUGAUUAAAUAAAAUAUUCCUUACGUACACCAUUAGCAUAAAUUAUUUGAAUGUGUUUAUGUAUCAAAUAUGUUCUUUGGAUUUGUAUAUACUUUGUAAUAAAUCAUGUAAAUAACUGAGUUCAAAUAGUACUGUCUCCUGAACAGAAGUAUCACAAAAUUUCUGUGUUUCAUCUUUUAAACUAGUGUUGUCUUCAUCAUAUGAAGGAUUAAAGAAUGUAUUGAGUCAGUUGCUGAGAAGAUCUUUCUGUUUGUAGUAAAUUGUAGUGCUAAAAUAUGUAUGUCAGUGGGUGUUGUAGAUUUCUCUUCUUACUGGCAAUAAAUACAAGUAGUCUUUUUUGAAGAUCUCAUGUCUGAAAUGCACAUUUUUAUACAAACAAUGAAAUAAAAGAAACAAUACAAAGAUUUAUGAAUGAGUGUGAGGAUUAUUACUCUAACAUGCCUUUCCUUCGAGUUCAAUUAGAAUUUCAUUACUGACAUAAUAGCUCCCAAUAAACAUACUUUCAAAAAAAUAUAUAUAUUAAGUUUUUUUAAUAAUACAUAGAUUUGUGAUAUUUUUUAAGGUAGCACUCUGUAGGAUAAUUAAAAUUAUUUCCGUUAUAUUUAUUAUAAGGUCAUUUUUUUUGUUGAAACUUUCAUUAAUUUUUUGUGAUGUUUAAUGUUUCAAAAAUAUUUUUAAAAUUUUUAAAAACUUCCCACCAACGUAGAGAGAUGAAAUUUGGUUGACAACCCACAGUAGUCAGAUGAAAUAAUUUAAUCUCUCAAAGCUUGGCAGGUCUUCAAAUUUACUGAAUGAGAAGUACCUCAAUUUAAAAUAGUUCACUUAAUUCUAAGUGUAACAUUUAACUUUUAUUGACUGCGUUGAGUCUAGAGAAGCCACUUUAUUAAAAAAAUCUAAUAAGCCAUAUGCCAAUAGUAAUAGCAUUUUAGUUUCAUCCCUUGUGCUGGCGAGAAAGGACAAUAUCUAAGUCGCAGUGUUGUUAAAAGAGAAAAAUCGCUGGAAUUAAUUUAUUUUAAGUUAUACGAUAAUUUGAAUUUAUAAAUGAAAGCUUUCUUUAAAAACACCUGUCCCAUCCUUUUACUUUUACUUAUUAAUUUCACAUAGACUAGCUUCAAAUUUUCGUCUCGACUAAUCAAUUAAAUUUUAUCAGCUAAUUAAUCCAAAUCUCACCCGCUGUUUUCUGGAGGAAGAUGAAUUGUUAGACUUUCUUUUUAUUUACCCUCUCAAGUCAAUGUUUAGUCCAGUGCUUUGUAGUAGGAGAUAAUUUCAGAGUUUUGCGUUAUAUAAUUAUUAUUGGGUGUGUGGCCCCACUCUGUACAAUGGAUUCUACAACACUCGCUCUCGCAAUAAUGGAGUAGCUACAGGCGGUGAUCAGGGGUCACAAAACCGGUCCCUUUGACCCAAACCGGUCCCUUUGACCCAAACCGGUGUUUUCGAUAUUGAAGUUUGCGAAUACCGGAAUCCCCGUAUAUCCGCUAUUGUCAAUAUUUAGAGAAUUUUGCGUCAAGAUUAGAGGUUGUCACAAAUGACUGGGGCGGGGGUAUAGGACAGAGCUCCAUUGUUGUUAAAGUAACUUAUAGGAUGGAAGGAAACUGCUGUUAAUGGGGUUAAGUUAAGGUUAAUAGACUCUC
Messenger RNA from Lymnaea stagnalis (great pond snail), 7124 nucleotides. NCBI's taxonomy places the organism in Eukaryota, Metazoa, Mollusca, Gastropoda, Lymnaeidae. The record is from the annotation of a GenBank genome assembly.